Anisakis simplex (herring worm) is the source of this 954-nucleotide messenger RNA. Lineage: Eukaryota; Metazoa; Nematoda; Chromadorea; Rhabditida; Anisakidae. The record is from the annotation of a GenBank genome assembly.
AUGGAAGCGGCACGACGCGAUCGAAAAGGCGUCGAUGAUAUCCGCCAAAUCGCACGGCAGCAGGUCGACCUAACGAAUAGUUUCUACAGGUUGAUUCCAAUAGCCGGGUGUGAGGUGGGCGCUCUGAGUGUGCUCGAUGCCGAUCACAAUAUCGGAGCAUUCGAAGAAGUCAUCGAAAUUCUUCUUGGCUUCGAGAUUACUGGACGAAUUUUGACGGCAGCGGCUGAGAUGCGCUCUUCAAUUGAUCCCUACUUUUACAUCAUGAAUGCCGUCGAAUGUGAGCUGACUUCAAUGGAUUCAGAAGAUUUAAUGUCGCAACGCAUUUUACAAUACAUCUACAAUUCUUCACCGUCUUGUCGUGUUCGUGCCGUAUUCAGUGUGAAAAGCAAAGAGGCCACUCAAUUGUUCAACGAAAACGCAUUGAGAAAGGAAAACCAUCGGUACUUGUGGCACGGAACGAAGCCAGAGAAUCUCAUCGGUAUUCUCAAAUUGGGUCUUCUGGCGGCACCAGCCAGUGCUCUGCAGACCGGUCAAUCAUUUGGAAAGGGAAUUUAUUUUGCUGAUUUAUUCACCAAAAGUGAAUCGUAUUGUACGCCAUCAGCCGCUGGACUUAAAUACGCAUUGCUGUGUCAGGUUGCAUUAGGCAAAGUUGACGAUAGUCGUGUAUCUGCGGGAAGACAGAUACAGUCCAGUUCUGGCCAAAGAUAUAAGAAUAGGUCAUGCAUUGAGAAAAGCGGUUACGAUACGCUGAAAGUGUGUGGAUUGGAAGUCCCGGAUCCAGCUUUCGAUAUCACCACCGAGAAUGGUGUUUCAAUGUCUUUGGGUCCAACAAAAACAUACAAUAGAAAUGAAUUCCAGAAGGAGUUCGGCUUUUACACGUAUAUGCAGCAGAAUGAAUAUAUCGUUAAGAAUAAAUCAAUGACAAAUGUGAAAUAUAUUGUUGCAUUCCAAUAA